Molecule: messenger RNA, 1209 nt
Organism: Glossina fuscipes
Lineage: Eukaryota; Metazoa; Arthropoda; Insecta; Diptera; Glossinidae
Product: probable GPI-anchored adhesin-like protein PGA55
Exons: 3
Coding region: 238-1002 (254 amino acids)
Source: RefSeq, a predicted model, not a curated record
UCAUAUUUUCAUUGAAAUUUUCAUUUUCAUUUUCCCAAACUGCAGAUAGACAAGAUGAGAGCAAGAUCCUAAAGAAAAAUUGAACGAGAAACAGACCCUAAAAAUUACUAAGGAAAAACAUUAGAAGCUUAUUGUUCUAAUUUUAGAAAUUCUAAAAAGAAAAUAUCUUAAACAACAAUAGAAAUUAUGUUAUACGUAUGCCUAGGUUCCUCAUUGCAAUAACAAAUUUGAUAAAGUAUGGUUAAUGAAAUUAAUCAGCCUAAAGAGAUCACGGAGAAUGCUCAAUUGGAGCAGCGAUUAAUUGCUUCAAGUCACGCAUUAUUGGAAAUGCAAGCUGAACAUAAUCAAUUAAUGCAAAGCAUGGAACAAUUACGCGAAAGAGCUGGGGAACUGCAACAAAUGCGCUUUCAACAAUCGUCAGAACUGCAAUCAAGUAGCACCCAAUCGUCAUCUUCAAAAAUACAAACUAAGAUCACUGAGGCAAUUGAAACGAAGGAGGAAGCUAUAGCAGAAAAAUCGAAAGAAUCCGUGCAAUCCGAAGACGGGGAUAAAAAAGCUGCUUCAGAAGCUGACUAUAUAAGUCAAAAAUUAAAUGAAAUAGCUUUGCUUAAGGCUCAGUUUAAAAAAGUACAAAAUUUGGUUAGUACUACGGAAAUGAUCGAAAAACAUUUGAGUCAACAAACAACUAGUGCUUCAAAUCUUAAUAAAGAAAUCGUCAGUGAGGAAAGUGAGAAAAGUGAAAUCACUAGUACUUAUGAGUGCGCUACAAGUUCUAAAUCGCAUAGUCUUUUGACCAAAACUUCGAGCAUUUCGACAUCUACCAAUCAGACAUCAAAUGAAGAUAGCGACGAUAAACGUCAACUAUUAAAUACUAUGGUCGAUAUGUUUCAGGAUUUAUCUGGUGAUUUAAAGGAGCAAGCGGACAACUUGCGUGCAGAGAGAGAGCGUAUUAAAGCCUUAAAGGAAGAUAUUGUACGUCAAAAGCAACAAUCAAAAAAAUAAAUAUAAUUUUUCAACGUUUCCUGCUUAGUAUUAAUAAUCCAAAUUUUAUUUAUAAUAUUUUUUUUUUUUUUUGUUUUUUUGAUUUCUAAAUUUCAUUCGUUUUCUUUAAUUUUCGCUUUAAUUUCGUGCAGUUGUUUUCGUAAAAUUAUUUAUAAAUAUUAAUGUAUAAUAUUGUGGAUUGCACAUUAAAAUAAGUUGAUCUGGCAA